Messenger RNA from Photinus pyralis (common eastern firefly), 1255 nucleotides. RefSeq lists its product as uncharacterized. Bases 165 to 1181 code for a protein of 338 amino acids. NCBI's taxonomy places the organism in Eukaryota, Metazoa, Arthropoda, Insecta, Coleoptera, Lampyridae. The transcript has 3 exons. The record is from RefSeq and is a predicted model, not a curated record.
AAAGAUUCGUUUAAAUCAUCUGUCACAGUUUCAGUGGAUUUGUUUUUGUUUGGGAAAUUUAAAUAAGUGACGUUUUCUUCGUCAGGACUUGAGGGAUGAAAUACACACAUUCAUCAGUGAACUUCAUGUUGAAGUAUCAAUAUCCGUGAUCGGGUAAGUAAAGAAUGUCUUCGAGAAACGACCCUUGGGCUAUACGCCAAUUAAGCAGUGUCAGUAGCAUUGACAGCAGUACUGGCACGACAGAAAUCGAUCACAGUUCGUCCAGCUCCAGCUUUUCAGUCCAUUCUCGUGGAACCAAGUCAACUUCUGACUUACCGAUAAGAAAUCGAAAAUUUAAUCAUCGCGAUUGCAGUAAGCGCAGUAAUAAGCUUAGAUCGGAGCACUAUUAUGAAAUCAAACCUAGAUCGGGGGGUGGUAACCCGAGGCAGCCCUUUGUGUGUUCACUGUAUGUCACAACGCACGACUUGGUAAAAGGAAACGCGCGUCUAGAUCUGGGCCUCGAGUCGCUCAUUUCGAAAACGCGAAAGAUAGUCACGGGUCAAAUUCGUCUUCAGAAAACACUUUGCGGGCUCACGAUCUCCUUUUCCAAAGAGAGUGAUGUGGAGAGUGUCUUAAAGUUGCCCUUACAGGAUAUUUUUCGGGGACCAGUUCAGGUGGCAAGAUUUAUUACGGGAGAAUACAGGUAUCGGUCACGAGUACUGAUUAAAGAUGUACCGUGGUGCAUACCGAAGGCUGAACUGGAAAAGGCGCUAAGAAAGCAGGGCAUUCGUACGAGUAAGGUGAUACGGACCAAAACGCACGUGACGGUCGAGGUACGCAACGCGUUAGAAAUGCAGCGGUUGAUCGACGAGGGAUUGAACUUCUUUAACUGUACGUCCUUCAGUGCGAUUCCAGAAAAGUAUACGAACCAAGGAGAGUCCGACAUUAUUCAGUGCUUCAAAUGUCAGGGGUUCUGGCACACGUCGACCCAUUGUCGGUACGGGCCCCGGUGCGUCAGAUGCGGCGAAAAUCAUAGCGUCGAAACUUGCCCCCAUCCCCGUAGUACGCCGAUUUGCUGUCAUUGCGGUGGUUCUCACCAUGCGGCGUACAAACUUUGCCCAGUACGUUUACGACUUGCCAAUUUGACUUCUGUUGGAUUCCAACUUUCGAAAGGGAACUCGUAUCGAAAUCAUUUGUUUUAGGGGCGCUAUUUGCAACAAAACUGGAACGUGUGUAAUUGCCCAUGAUGGUCAAUAAACAAUAUCUGUGUCCUGUA